Messenger RNA from Fonsecaea erecta, 2367 nucleotides. RefSeq lists its product as hypothetical. Lineage: Eukaryota; Fungi; Ascomycota; Eurotiomycetes; Chaetothyriales; Herpotrichiellaceae. The transcript is spliced from 5 exons. The record is from RefSeq and is a predicted model, not a curated record. Bases 1 to 2367 code for a protein of 788 amino acids.
AUGGCUGCCGCUCGUCGAGGAUCCGCUGCGACGCUGUGCACAGACGAGAACCUGUCAACGGCGGCGGGGGAUUGGACGGCCUCUUUCGUGACCGGCGAUGCACCAACUGCGCCCGGAAAGAUCGGCCCUGCACUUUCAAGAUCUCUCGACCUAGACACACCCUCCUCGUUAAGCCCCGCGUCGUCAAGGGUGGCCCGGGCGUUCAAUGUACGAGAGGACCUCAUCGACUCGUCCAUGUGGCAUAUCUUCUCCUCGAUCUUCGAGACCGCCCUCGGCGUAUGGCUCGGCGGUGGUUGCUGCCCGUACCCGGGACUUCCAGAUGGAUCUCGGACGAUCAUCUCACGACUCUUCGUGAGCCUGGACGAGUGGAAAUGCCCGUGCCGGCGCCACGACGGCCACGCGAAACCCCGAUCGAUGACUGCUUCUUCGGGGAAUGUCUGCGUCAAGGCAGGCAAGGUGGUCAACCAGGCCCUCAACGCGGCCGUCCACGCGUUCAGCGUCCGGUGGUUGCCGCUCGUGGCGGGCAAGAGUAUCUCAACCGAGAAGCUGAACGACCUGGCCCGAAAGCUCUGGCACAAUGCCCGGGUCAAGGUUCUCUUGAUCCUGCAGAAGCGCUGCUACAGGUCGAUCCUGGCCCUGUAUAUCUUCGGCAUGACUCCCCUGCCUCCCGGUCUGGAGGACCACGAGCUCGGCGACGGGACCAUCGGUGAGGUCUGCGUCGACAUCGCCAUGCGACAACUACAGACUGUGCGAGCCAGGAGGGACGUCAGCCGCUUCUCGUCCGCGGCCAUUGCGACCGAUUCGGUACCGUUGUCAGCGGUAGUCGACACAUCACCCCACCACACGGUUGACGAGGGCUACGAACUGCGAGAGACCAUUGCGUACUGGGCAGGAUUUGUGUUCGACACAUCUGCCUCGUUCACAACUGGUCUCCCAUCGAUCCUCCACGCGAGUCUCCUCGGGUUCGAACAGGAACAGACGGUGCAGCUCCUCAAGAAGACGGCGCAAGAGUUCCACGAAAAGACCGAGGACUGGCGCGCCAACGGCUUCGAGGUGACGAACCAACGCGCGAUCUGGAUCGUCCAGUCCGCGAGCGGGUGCAAGGGCGUGUUUUGGAAAGCGGUGGCCGCGUUGCGAGAGGCGUUGAACUACGGCCACGAGCCGCACGUGGUGGUCCGGGCACAGACGGCCGUUCUGCAGUGCAUGCUCAGAUACGACGUGACUUAUGCGCCGCUGCUCGCCGCCUGUAAGCGGGCGUUACUCUUUCUCGGCUUCGAAGCCCAGCUCAAUUGGUAUCUUCUCGCUCUCCACUAUCACUUGGGGCUCCUGAUGCUGUACGACACCCUGGAUACUUUUGGCAGGAGAGACUUGGUGACGAAUCCGGACAACGCGCAAUGGGCUGCCGUGCAGGAGACCAUCAACAUCAUCUUGCUGGGCAUCCAAUGCAAGGUGUCCCUUCAAACUGUAUUUGGCUCGACCUCUUCGGCCCCGUCUCGUCGCGACGACAUGGUGUGCCUGCUCAGCGUCGACCCCUAUCCGCACCACGUGGCGACAGCCUUGGGCCUGGUGUCGGAUUUCUUGAAGAAGAGCUCCAACGAGGCUUGCACGAGCGGCGACGCGCUCAGACAAGUCCGAAAGGUGGCGACGAUGGCGUUCGAUCAGCUUCCGCAAUGCUCAGCCUCGCUGCAAGCUGCUCGAGUAAACGUCGGUGCGAAACUGGAGGAAGUCCAACAACUCCACGACGGUCCGAUGGCCGAUAAUGGCAAGAAGUCACCAAGCCCGGGUCGACAACAGCACCUGCAACCCGAGAGCGGCGGCAUCCACGGGUCUCGGGAGGAGGAUUUCGAGGCCAUUGACAGGCUGGAGAUCGGAACCGUGCACCACGCAGUCGAGAAUUUUGCGGCCAGCAGUGUCGACUCUCAGCAGACGACGACGACGACGACGACAUCAGGGCUUGUGGAUCAGUGGGAUUGGACGUCGAGCGAGGACAGUCCGAUGAGUUUUGAAAUCCCCGGGGACGACAUGUUUUUGGCCGAUCACGGCCUGUUCGAAAGCGAGUCUGUGCCGGAACUUCUCUCGCUGGCCGGCGCCGCAUUUCUGCUGCUGCUGCUUGAGGAGGAGGAGCUGCUGGUCGGCUGCUGGUGUUUUGAUGUGUUAUUGUUGUCGGAACAGGUAGUUCUCUGCUGUGAGGAUGGUGAUGAUGACGAUGAUGAAGACGAUCUUGUUGUGGAUGUGGUGGUGCUCUGCUGGAAGAGGCUCGCGCCUGUAGUGUUGGGUGUGGAGUUCAUGGACAGAACGGAUUUGCGGGCGAAGAAGGCCGAUGCCAUUGCGUGCGGCGUGUCCUGGAUUGUCCAAGCCGUAGAAUAA